Dentiscutata erythropus is the source of this 180-nucleotide messenger RNA. Lineage: Eukaryota; Fungi; Glomeromycota; Glomeromycetes; Diversisporales; Gigasporaceae. The record is from the annotation of a GenBank genome assembly.
AUGGCGGAUAUUACUUUAAAUUAUCGUGUCAGCAGUGAUUAUUCAAUUAAUAUUCUCCCAAAUACGACAGUCGCCAACCUUAAAAAUAUGAUUAGAAAUAACGUUCCUUUUACCGAUUUUGAUCUCUACGUAAAUGAUACCGCUCGAGAUGUUAGAAAAUAUAUGGAUCCGCAAAAUAUG